Messenger RNA from Acanthaster planci (crown-of-thorns starfish), 3011 nucleotides. It is a transcript of the gene cwf19l1, whose product is annotated as CWF19 like cell cycle control factor 1. The record is from RefSeq and is a predicted model, not a curated record. Gene Ontology annotation, cellular component: post-mRNA release spliceosomal complex. Lineage: Eukaryota; Metazoa; Echinodermata; Asteroidea; Valvatida; Acanthasteridae. Gene Ontology annotation, biological process: mRNA splicing, via spliceosome. Gene Ontology annotation, molecular function: RNA lariat debranching enzyme activator activity.
AGUUAAUUCAUAAUUAUGCCGUAAUCCAACAACAUGGAUGCGCCCAUAAGCUAAUUGUUUCAGCGGCUUUUUUUGUUUUUAUCUGUUCCAGUUUACCUCAUUUUUAACAUUUAACGAGAUUAACUGGCCAUUAAUUAUUAAUACCACUUUCAUAGUACUGGGAAUAAUGUCUGCAAAGGCCUUGAAGAUACUUGUCUGUGGGGAUGUUGAAGGUAAAUUCUGUCAGCUGUUCAGCAGAGUCAGUAGUGUCAAUCGAAAGGCUGGUCCAUUUGAGAUGUUGCUUUGUGUUGGGGAAUUCUUUGGUACGGCAGAGGAAGAAUGGAGAAAAUUUGAGACAGGGGAAGAAAAGGCACCAAUUCCAACAUAUAUCCUUGGCCCCAACAAGCCAGAGAACAUGAAGUUUAUCAAGGACAUCAAUGGCUGUGAACUGUGUGAAAACAUCACUUAUCUAGGCAAAAAGGGCAUUUUCAAUGCUGCAUCUGGGUUGCAGAUUGGUUACCUGAGUGGCACUGAGCAGGCCCAUGUGGCAGUCCAGGAACCAAACAACUUCAGCAAGGCUGACAUUGAUGCACUGGCUGUACCCUUGAUAUCAGAUUCCAAGUUCAAGGGUUUGGAUGUGCUGCUGACAACACCCUGGCCAAAGGGGGUAUUCAAAUAUGCAAGCACUCCAGAAGGGCUGGACCCAACAACAACAGGUUCAAGUUUGAUUGCUGACUUGGCGCUGGCACUGAGGCCUCGUUACCAUUUUGCAGCUCAAGAGGGCGCUUUCUAUGAGCGCCUCCCCUAUCGAAACCACAAGGUGCUGACUGAGACCACAAAGCAUGUGACACGUUUCCUGGGACUUGCAAGAGUCGGAAACCCUGAGAAGAAGAAGUACUUGUAUGCCUUCAACAUCAUCCCCAUGAAAUCCAUGGAGAGGGAGGAGUUGGUCAAGCAGCCGCAGGAUGUUACAGAGUGUCCUUACAAUUGGUCUGGAACCAGACCAGAGCAGAGACCUGAGGUAGACAUGUCCAACCAGUACUUUUUCAGCCAGAGUUCUGGGGGAAGAGGCAGAGGUCAAAAGAGGUCAAGGGGUCAGCACCAUAGUGGACCAGACAGGAAAAAGAGGCCACAACCCACAGGUCCCUGCUGGUUCUGUCUCGGCAGCCCAGAGGUUGAAAAACACCUUGUAGUCAGCGUUGGAACAACGACAUACAUGGCUUUGGCAAAGGGUGGUCUAGUGCCAGACCAUGUUCUCAUACUUCCUAUUGGUCACUACCAGUCUAUUGUUGAUUUGCCUGAGGAUGUUAUUCAAGAACUUGAGCAGUACAAGAGCACCCUCCGUAGGUAUUUCAGGUCAAGGGGGAAGACAUGCGUCAUCUUUGAGAGGAAUUUCAAAACGCAGCAUCUUCAACUACAAGUGGUACCGAUUGGCAGAGCUCUUUGUGAUGAUAUCAAGGAUGUUUUUACCUCCAAAGCUGAAAGUCAGAAGUUGGACCUGUUUGAGAUUCCUAAGCACACGGAUCUGAAGCAGGUUAUGUCAGUAGGUAAUCCAUAUUUCUAUGUUGAAUUGGACGGUGGAGUUAAGUUACUGCAUCAGAUCAAAAAGAAUGAAUUCUUCCCGCUUCAGUUGGGGAGGGAAAUCAUGGCUUGUGAGGAACUGCUUAACAUGCCAGAGAGGGCUAACUGGAAGGCUUGCUCCAUUGACAAAGAGGAAGAGACUAGAUUAGCCCAGGAAUUCCGCCAGAAGUUUGGGCCCUUUGACUUCAAUGAUGAGUGAGAUAAAGCCCUGACCCCUCUGAGACACUUCAAAAUAUAUCCGAUUUACUCAUUUUGUCAGAUUGGGGAGAUAGUACUGCUUUACUUGGGGUUUGUGAACCCUAAAAAUUAGAAUUUGGAAUGUGGUGCAUGUCAGAUGGGUUCCAAAUAGAAUUGACCAACAAAAGAUUUAUCCAACUAUUUGAAAGUGUGACUAAUGAAAGGAUUGGUAUCCUGGAAGUUUAACACACUCCUUGAAGAUAUAUUUGGGGAAACAUGCAUCUGGCAUAACAUCAGCUUUGGUUACUACUGUAUGCUAUGUGCAUAAAUGUGGAGACAACUUCACACAAACACACAUUGUGCACUGGCCCUAGGGAUGUUGCUGCUGGCUAACAAAAUGCCUUUGCUUGUUCAAGCACGAAUGCUUUAUCCCAAUUCAUCCACGUUUAACAUGUUUAAGCCUACAACAUUUUCACGAAUGUGGCCACAAAUGCUCUGGCCAUUUUGCAGUUGUCCCAUCAGUGAGUAGUGAUCAAUUGCCUCAAUUUGUGACCCGCCAUCCCCAAACCAGGCUGAAGUAGGUAACUUCAUAACCCUAAAAUAGUGGAACAGAUCUUCAUGGGAGUUUUACAGCUAUUACUGCCCGUAAGAAGCUCACUACAGACAUAAUUUCGAUUUGACGUGGAUCACUUAAAGUGUAGAAAAAGCUGAAGGAGCAGAAUUGUCCAACAUCACAAAUACGGACUUCAACCUGGUUUGGGGACGGUGGGUCACAUUUGUGUACAGGUGCAGACCAUCCACACCAAACAUCCCUUUGAAUUGUAUGGCCUUAUGACUGUUUUUGUUGGCCAGCCUUGAGGUUUAGUCUCAAUUACAUAGGAUCUUGGCAUGGUUAGAGUAAAUGUUUAUACAUGAGACAGAGUAGUUUAGUGAGACUCUGACAAGUAGCACUAACAAGAUGCAGUACAUCAGCAACUGAACAUGCACAGAACCUCCAACAUAUUACACAGCCAAGAAUAUUCCUGUGCUGGACUCUUGGGGCAUGGAGAUUUCCUAUACAUGUAGAGGGUUUGUUGAAAACAGCGCCUGGGGUCCCUUCAGGAAAUGUGGUCAUAUGUCUUUGAAUCCGUUCAUCUUCAAAUACAUUUUUGUUCAUAGCCAAAUUGUAAACAGUUUUUGUAACUGUUCCAAUUUUUCAAAGCUCAUCCUGUAGAAAUCUUUUGAUGUCUCUAUAAACAAGUGUUGUCUAGGCCUUGUAAUUAGGUUAGCUGAAU